Molecule: messenger RNA, 1045 nt
Organism: Trichomonas vaginalis G3
Lineage: Eukaryota; Parabasalia; Trichomonadida; Trichomonadidae
Exons: 1
Source: RefSeq, a predicted model, not a curated record
AUGGGUGUACUUGCUGCCAUACAAGACGGAAAUAAGAAAGGAUACAAUCUCAGAUUGACCAUAACAGAUUUGGAUGGUCACAUUUACUAUGCACAUGGCAAUGUCACAACAGCCGCACAACUUCUUGACGCUUUCAAGACUACAAAGAGAGAACAAAUGUAUGACUCCGACUCAGACAUCUUAAAUGCAAUUGAAGGAAUUGUAAGCGUGAAGUUCGAAUGGUACCAACCCAACCCUCAAGCAGUCAGACAACAUGCUGGAUACUUCCCGUUCAGAAAUAAGUCUGACAUUGACUUGACAAGGUAUGGAAUUUACAAUUCAAUUGAAACAAUUGUCAAUGAACCUUGCAUUCUUACAUGUCUCAGGAACUCUGGUCUUGUUACAGAAGAGAAGAUGAAGUAUCUUGAGUCAUGUGUGAAGACAAGGUACAUUCUCAGAGGUCAAUUGGCAAAAAUUGCACCGUUGGCAAAUGUCAAUAUCCGAGUCAACAUACCUACAGCUAAAGGUUCUUCACAUGACGACUAUGUUGUUGAGUUCAAUUUACCAUGGUUGAAGAUUGCAAUUGUCCACAACCACUUCAUGUUGAACGAAAGUCUUACAAACCCAUUGUUCGGAAAAGGCAAGUGCAACAUUGUCAGAGCUGUUAACAUUCUUUUCGAGAAAGGUUUGUUGGAACCAAUUCCAGAUGACAAGCUGACAGAAACUUUUGUACCAAAAGACGAAACAAACUUUUCACUGUUAGCAAGACCAAAAGUUGUUCCAGACAAAGUUCUAGUACAAAAGAAGUACACAAUUCCAAAAGGAGUUGGAUUGUUCGGAUACCAACCUGAACCAGAAGAACUUCCAAUGAGGUUGCAAGAACUUCAAGAUGCUAUAAACAAACUUCCAUUGAGACAUCCAAUUGACGUCAAAUUGUAUUGGAGAGCAUCUGAGUUAGGUCAGAAGGUUUUAUAUGAAACAGGUUGCUUCGACGAUGUUUAUGAGAUAACAGGAGAAGUUUCUCAGAAGAUAAGAGACUCACUUGAAUUUCCACGAACUGGUCCGA